Messenger RNA from Mesocricetus auratus (golden hamster), 6384 nucleotides. RefSeq names its product coiled-coil domain containing 141 (gene Ccdc141). The coding region runs from base 260 to 4834 and encodes 1524 amino acids. Lineage: Eukaryota; Metazoa; Chordata; Mammalia; Rodentia; Cricetidae. The transcript is spliced from 24 exons. The record is from RefSeq and is a predicted model, not a curated record.
CUCUCUCCCUCUCUCUCCCUCUCUCCCUCCUCUCUGUCUCCUCUUUCUCCUCUCUCUCUCCUCCCCCUCCCUCUCGAUAAGCUCAAUGGGGCUGUCUAUUUUUAACUUCCUGUUCUUUGCUUUUGGCCGGGUAAUCAGUGUGAGCAGAGAGCUUUCCCCGAAUGAGUCCUGAUAGCCCUGUGGAUGCCUCCUGACAUGACCAACAGACACACAUCUCUACCAAGGCUGCCCCAGGUUUAAAUCCUCCUGCUAACGUGCCAUGUCCUGCAAAGAAAGUCCCCAUGUGGGUGUUUCCACCACCACCGUCAGUUCUGUAGCUGUGCAAGCUGGGAACUCCAAAAUCGUGAUAGCCGUUGUCAAGUGUGGCAAAUGGGUACAACUCCAACUGGCUGAAUCACAGCCCAAUCUUCUGGAAAUCGGGAGCAGUCAAGAUGAAACCAAAAGACUGCUUCAUGAUCAUGAGCUUCUCCUGGCCAAGCUUAAGGCCUUGGAAGAUCGUGUGUGGGAACUCUUACAGGAAGCAGACAGGACAGCGGAAGCUAACAAGACUCAAGGUCAGGUGUACGACGCCAUGGCCCAGACUCUGGGUGAAGCGUGGGCAACCCUGGUCUCCAUGCUUGAAAAGAGAAGGGAGCUACUCGGGCUGACUUCUGAGUUUUUUGAAAGUGCUUUGGAGUUCGCUAUAAAAAUAGACCAAGCUGAAGCUUUUCUACAGAACCCUCAUGAAUUUGAGAGCGCGGAGGCCUUACAGUCACUUCUUCUGCUUCAUGACCGUCAUGCCAAAGAACUCUUAGAAAGAUCUCUAGUUCUUUUAAACAAAAGUCAACAACUCAUUGACUUCAUAGAAAAAUUCAAGUGUGAUGGAUCCAAUGUGAAUUCUGAGCUGAUUCAAGGAGCUCAAAGUAGCUGUCUGAAGAUUGACAGCCUUCUUGAGCUUCUACAAGACAGGAGAAGGCAGUUGGACAAGUACUUGCAGCAACAGCGGCAGGAACUGGCUCAGGUUCUACAGCUAUGUCGGUGGGACCAGCAAGAAAACAAGGUCACUUGUUGGUUUCAAAAAACGAUAAGAGAUCUGCAGGAACAGAGUCUGGGUUCGUCACUUUCAGACAACAAGGAACUAAUCCAUAAGCAUGAGGACCUGGUAGUCAGAGCUAAGGAAUGGAAUUCCACCAUAGAGAAGCUGAAGAGCCAAGCUCUGGAGAUUCUACUGUCUAAGGACUUCACAGAAAAGGAACAUCUUCAACUCUCUAACCAGAAACUGAAUCGGCUCCAAGAAGAGUUUGGUAGACUCAUGGUGGAAAGAAAAACCUGGUUAAUGAUGGCAAAUGACUUUUUUAACAGUGCUAAUGAGGCAUUUGAUGUACUUGGAAAAGCUGAAGCUUACCUUAAGCUCCUUAAAUCAGAGGGUUUAAGCCUGCCUGUCUUGGCAGCAAGGCAUGAGGAAUUACACAGAGAAAUUAAAGAUGCCACAGCCGAUGCUCUGCAAAAGGGAGGGUCCUUAAUCAGCCAAGUCGACUCCUGCAGCUCUCAGGUGACAGGUAUCCAUGAGAUGAUGGAAUGCAUUCAGAAACGAGUGGAUCAUCUCAGCAAACAGUGUACAGCACACAAGGAAUUUGCUCUUAAGAAACAGCAAUUAGCAGCAUCCAUGGAAGGCUCCCUAAGGAAGGUGGAAAUGUCAAUUCAGGAAAUCAGGCCAGUUCUUUCUAACAUAUUGGAUGUUGGUUCCAGUCCUUCUGAGUUGGAGAAGAUAUUGAAUAAAUAUCUGGAAUUAGAUAUUCAAGCCAAGGAGACAGCACACAUAUUAGAAGCAGCAGCAAAAAUCAUGACAGAGAAAAAUGAACUUGAACUCAGCGAAGUGGCAUUGCUUUCUUUUAAAGCAAAAUGGCUAGAAGAAGAAUUAAAUACACUUGGUCGAAUCAUCAACUACAGGUCACAAGUCCUGCAAACUUAUGUGGCAUUUCGAAAGUCAUCAGAAGAGGUGGAGGAGCAGCUUCGGAGACUAAAGGAAUUUUAUCUGAUGGAAAUCCCUCAGAAAGAUGAAGACGACACUGAUGUCAAGUACUGGUCUAACUCUGCUGAAAGGCAAUGGCAGCUGUUUGUAAAGAAGAGUUUUUUGACCCAAGACUUAGGACUUGAAUUUCUUAACUUAAUAAAUAUGGCAAAAGAGAAUGAAAUAUUAAAUGUUAAAAAUGAGAUGCACAAUAUGAAGAACAUUAUGGAAAAGCAAACAACUGGAAGGGAAGAACUCAGCCGUCUUCGAAUGGCAUGGUACCUCAAAGCCACCGAAGGGAAGCCUGUGAGACAGCAAUGGGAAGCAUUCAAAGAGAAACUUAAAAAGACUACCCACAAUGUAAAACUUCUCCACGAAGUUCUUAUGCCUGUCUCUGCACUUGACCUUGGAGGGAACCUCCAGACUAUGUCAGAUCUGCGAAGAAGGUGGAAUGCCAUGAAGCCUCAGCUUCAGCACCUGCAUGAUGAGGUUCAGUGUAUCAUGAAAGAAUGGGAAGUGUUAGGUGGUCAGGGAGCCCCUUUGAAGGAGAAGUCUGAACAACUGAAGGACCUAAUCCAUCUCCAUGAGAGGCAGAGAGAGCGAAUCCAGGAUUAUGAGGAGCUCCUGUACAAGACGGUCCAGUUCCAUCAAGUCAAGGAGGAACUGAUGCAUUUCACCAAAUCAAGAGAACUGGAGCUUCUCACGCAGCCCAUGGAACUGGGAGGUCUUGAGGAGGUCCAGAGGCAACUGAGCCGUUCUCAGGAAAGGCAGGCUCACGUGGAGCAUCUCCAUCAGCUGGCGCUUUCCUUAGGAGUGGACAUCAUUUCAUCUGUUCAACGGCCUAACUGCUCCAAUAUUUCUGCAAAGAACCUACAGCAGCAGCUGGAAGUCCUUGAAUUGGAGAGCAGGAACUGGAGUGCCAACGCCAAAGAACGUGAACGGGUCCUGUCCUGCAACCUGGAGUACUGCAGCACACGAGAUGAGAUCAAUGAGCUCAAAGAGUCAUUCAAAGAUAUAAAAAAGAAAUUCAACAAUCUGAAGUUUAAUUACUCCAAGAAAAAUGAAAAAUCUCGAAACCUAAAGACUCUUCAAUAUCAAAUCCAACAAGUUGAUAUGUAUGCUGAAAAAAUUCAGGCUUUAAGGAAGAAAAUGGAAAAAGUUAAUAGUAAAACUUCUGAUUCAUUCUUAAGUUAUCCAAGUAACAAAGUUAACAUCCUUUUGGAAGCCAUGGAGGAUUUGCAAAAGCAUGUGAAUGACUUUGACAAAGUUGUGACAGACUACAAGAUGAAUUUGGACCUGACUGAACAUCUCCAGGAAGUAAUAGAAGAGUGUAACUUUUGGUAUGAGGAUGCAAGUGCCACAGUUGUAAGAGUUGGGAAGUAUUCCAUGGAGUGCCAAACAAAGGAAGCUGUGGAAAUCCUCCACAGGCAGUUCAACAAGUUUAUCACUCCUUCAGUGCCUCAGCAAGAAGAAAGGAUUCAGGAGGUCAUCGACCUUGCUCAGCGCUUAUAUGGUUUAGAAGAAGGGAAGAAAUAUACUGAGAAGACUGUCACAAGACACAAGGAGAUUCUUGAAUCUAUUACUGAAUUAUGUGGGUCUCUCAUGGAGCUUAAAGAAAAACUGAAGCAGGGAGAUGUUCCAAAGAUGAACCCAGAAUUGGAAGCUUUCCAUGAUAAUUGCAUUGACCUACUAAAGGAACCAAUGAGGAGUGAGCAGACACCUUUCAACGAAAAAAGUGAGGGAACAGAUACCUUGGGCAUCAAUGGAACACAGGAAGAUGAACUUCCCGAAGACUUGAGGCAGUCCUCUCCUGACAAAGAGGGCAGUGCCCAGCGUCUGACCCUACUGGAAGACAUGCUGUCUGGAGAAGAAUCCGAGUGUAUCUCAUCUGAUGACAUCUCCUUGCCUCCACUGCCAAGGAGCCCCGAGUCCCCUCUGGCACCAUCCACCAUGGAGGUAGAAGAACUUGCCAGCUCUUCAGCCAUGGUCCUCCACAUCAGUGGCUACGGGACACACACAGGGACUGGUGCUCUAGGCAAGCCCCAGGAAUCUCUUCUUCCACCACCCACUGCUUUUGCUGAUGGGUGCCAUAGUAAGAAAGACACAUUUACAAGUCACUUUGAGAGGCCCUACACACAAUUCCAAGCUGACUCCUCAUUAACCCCUGAAGGAUCAGUAGAGAUGAGUUCCAAAUUACACACCAGUGUGAAAUGUCCUACAAGCAUGCCUCAUGAAGUGCACGACAGAGCUUUACAGCAAGGCUCCCAGGCUCAGGAGAGCUCGCUAGAAACCCAGGAGAAAGUGCAUGCUGAUUCUAAUGUCACUAAAACCCAAGACAGGCUGCAUGACUCCCCUGAUGUAUUCCUUGGCCUGGGCUCUCAGUCAGACACCAGCAGGAGGCAUGCGGGUCCCCAAGGAGACAGGAAAGUCUCAUCUGCAGAGAACAGUGUGGUCAGCCUAGCUGGCCAGGCGCCUCAUUUCUCCAGGCUGCUGUCCAAUGUAACUGUCACGGAAGGUUCCCCAGUGACUUUGGAAGUCGAAGUAACAGGAUUCCCAGAGCCUACACUGACAUGGUUCAAGAAGGGCCAGAAAUUGUGUGCAGAUGGACACUUGCAGGUUUUGCACAAGGACACAAAGCAUUCGGUGUUCAUUCCGAAGGUAUGUGAGGCAGACGCUGGCCUCUAUAUGGCUCAAGCCCAAAACUCUAGUGGCACCCUGUCUUCCAAAGCCAUCCUCCAUGUGACAAGCAACCUGGAGCCACCAAUCACAAGGAUAAACUGGGUUGUGCUGUGUGUCAUCUAUGUCUGUGUGUCACUAGUGUACUGGCUACUUGCACAGCAGUGAGGUGUUGGCAUCAACGGACACCUUUAUGAGCCUAAAGGACAUUAUGGUUGCUUAUUUUCUCCACAUCACACAAAGCAUCCCCCACCAAUUUAUCUCCAGUCUGGACACCUUGUUUGUUGACUAAUAUCACUGCUAGGUGAAAUAAUUGCAUUUUCUCUAUUGUUUAAUGUAUUUGGGGAACACUGAAAAUUAUGUCCAGUGUAUAAUAAUAGAUUUUGUACUCCAGGAAGAGAAAUAUUCCAUGUAAUAGGCUGAUUCCUUGUUUAAAGACAUGUGAGUGCUCACAUCAGCAUAGAUAUGCGAUCUAAUUUUCAAAUCUAAAUGUUCGAUAAUUUCUUUUUAACUGUGUUCAUAAAUAUGUCUUUGUAGGGAGUUACAUCAAACUGAAGUUGUGAUUUUCAAUACUGCAUUAGCUCUCCUUUAAUCGUGCUUCUCAUGUCUUGGUCUUGUUUACCGAAAUACAUUCAAUGUUGUGUCAACACACUCAACAUUCCUGAGUCUGCGGAAGUCACUACCAUUCCCUCUGUUGCUCUCUUGGGCUUGAUGUUGGAGACCACACAUGCCCAUCAGUGUUAAAAUGGAGUUUCAACCUUUCUAUUAGCUCUGUAUGCCAUUGGGUCGAGAUUGAUCACAGGCUACAGGAGGGGACCAAGGGUCUCCUUGUCCUUCCACUGCUCUGCAUUAGCCCUUGUGUGCAUAACUGUAGUCGGUUCCUCCUGCCUCUGCUGCUGCUGCUGCUGCUGCUGCUGAACACUUGUGUAGCCAACUGCAAGGCAUCUCAGUGCCUCACUUUCCCGUGUGGAAAGGGAGCUCAUCUACCUCUUGACAACUGAGUCUUUAUUUCAUGUCCUGUGGUGAUCUGGCCUGUGGAAAAGUGUUCAAUGAAGACUCAUUAUAAUGCUUGGUGUGAUUUGCCAUCUUGCUGCUCAUUGCCCAUUAAUCCCCUGUCAAUGCUGAUCUUUUGGAAUAUUAAAUGAAAAGAGCACUGUUAAUAUGUAAUUCCCAACUACUCCCUUGGGGGAGGGUGAGACUGAUGUUCUAUGAAUUAGAGUUUAAAUUCCUUUCUAACCUCUUACAUCUACAUCCUUUUCAAAGACUUGAUGUUAACUUCAGGAGGAUAUCAUUAAGACAUUUUAGGGGACUCUGGGUAAGACAGAAGAAGACUAAUCUAGCCUUCUUGUGCAAUUAUCACUGUAAUGUUGAAGAAUGUUAUAUGGCUUUUGGAAAUGCAUUAUUCAGAAUGGAAGAUCAUCUUUUUUGCUUCCUUUGAAAAGGAAGUGAGGCAUUUGUUUUUAUAUUUUAAACUGUGUCUGUCUUGCUAAGGUAAAAUCUUAAAUUGAAAGAGUAAUUUAUUACAGAUUUUUUGAUGAUGGGGAGAAGUUAAAUACCUUGCUAGAAGACUGUCUACAAAUAAUCAAAAUAUUUAAAUAUAAUAUAAUCAAUGUUGUAUUAAAAAAGCUACUGAAUGUUGUGGAAGAUGAGAAAUGUCAAGUAAAAAGCUGGCCUAUUUUUGUGUGUUGCAUAUUCAGUUUAAUUAAAAAAUUAAAACU